Prorocentrum cordatum is the source of this 1758-nucleotide messenger RNA. Lineage: Eukaryota; Dinophyceae; Prorocentrales; Prorocentraceae. The record is from the annotation of a GenBank genome assembly.
CUGGCGGCCGCGGCCGGCACGGAUGUGGCCAGGGGCUAUGUCUGGGUGUUGGCGGAUCUCACUAGCAGACACACCAUCGGCACAGAGAUCGAGGGCGGCGCGCAGGUGUUACGGACGUCCAGGGGCCCCGACCACCUCGUGCAAUUGGGCCUGGAGGACAGUAGCGAGACCAACGGGUCGCAGCACACGGUGGGCUGCCCGACGGCGCCCGUGAUAUCCAAGUGUGUGCUGCGGACUGGAGGGGUCCCUCACCUAUGGCUGCGCGAGUGGAUGCGUGAGAAGGGGAUCGCCGAGGCGGACCGGGUCACACACGAGAUGCGGACCCUCAUGAAGUCCCUCUGGCUUGCGGGAACGACGGACCAGGACAACAUCGGCGCCCUGCUGUGCAUCGGGACGAUAUGUCGGCACUGGGCGGGCAUCGUGGCGGCCUACGCCGGUUCAACCGAGCCUGCUUGUGACCUGACCCGCUACUUCACUGGCCAGAUGCUGGCCGAGGACGCAGUCGGCCCCGAGAUGCGCAGCUGCGUGCCCCGGCGGGCCGAGGAGGAGCGAGAGACCGAUGCUGGCGGGCUGCGUGGAUCUCCGGCCGAGUACGGCGUCGGUGGCUCUGCUGGCGACGGAGCCGACGGCGGAGGCGUAGAGAGCAGCUGGAGAUCGGAGUGGCGAAUGAGGCGGCCAGUGCACUUAAUUGGCUGGCAGGGUAUCGAGCGGGCGAAGUACCCCUUCCCAUGGAUGAUGCUCAGCGGCUUCUUCACGAGCGAGUUCGAGGAUUGGCAUCGGGCUGUUCAGAAGCUGUUCGACGUCGGCAUGGUCGGUUGGACUAUGAGCCCGAAGUGUCGGAUAGGGUUGUUCUGCGUUCUCAAGAGCGAUGGCAAGUCGCUCCGUUUGAUUGUCGACGCUCGUCGCGUGAACGAGGUUUUUGCUGACCCACCCGGGGUGGACCUGCUGACGGCCGAGGGCUUCAGCCGAGGCGAGGUGGCGCUGCCGGCCGGCAUGUCGCCACAGACCCCAGAGGCGGUGGAGUACCUCAGCAAGCUCAGGGAGCUCAGGAAGCUCAGGCUCGUGGCGGGCACGUCGGACGUGGCGAACUGCUUCCAUUGCCUGAGGCUGAGGCCCGAGAUGUCCGCGUACUUCGGCCUGCCUACGGCCCCCGCACACGUCUUCGGGCUCGAAGGGACUGCGACAGGACCGCCCUUGACGGCGUUGCCGCCAGAUACGGCCGCAGCUCAAGCACAGCGCUACGUGUACGUCGACAACCUCGGGAUCCUGCACACCAGGCGCUACGAGGUCGGGGAGGCCAUCUCGUCUUUGCAGCGACACUUCGCCGAAUUGGGUCUGGUUUUACACGAGUCCGCGGCGACCGACGAGACGUGCAAGACGCUGGGCGUCGAGCUGCUUGGCAGGGGGCUCCGAUCGCGAGUGACCUCGGAUCGAUGGUGGUUGAUCCGCCGAUCCAUCGAGGCUCUCCUUCGACGCCCAAAAUGCUCGGGUUGGGCACUGGAGGUUGUGGUCGGCCACUGCACCUUCGCCGGCCUCGCCAACCGAGGAUGCCUCUCGGCGUGGCACACGGUGCACGCUUUCAUGCACAAGUAUCGCGAUGGGGCCGGCCACCUCCGGGAGGAGUGCCUGCAGGAGCUUCGUGCGUUCAAAGGGCUCAUGCUGUUCCUGGAGGAGAGCGACUGGGCGCGGCCGUGGAACCCGAUGGCCUUCGAGACUGAUAGCUCCGUCGAGGAGAUGGGCAUCGCCAAGGCCACGUGA